Messenger RNA from Knipowitschia caucasica, 819 nucleotides. The record is from the annotation of a GenBank genome assembly. NCBI's taxonomy places the organism in Eukaryota, Metazoa, Chordata, Actinopteri, Gobiiformes, Gobiidae.
AUGCUUGGCAAAGACAAGAGCAGCCAGUCCAUUUUUCUCCCUGCACUCACAUGGAAGCGCAUUGUCACCUCCACCAAGAAGAAAAGCAACCCGAAGAAACCACUGGCCGACCACCUCAACAACAAUAGCAUCCACUUCUACCACAAAGACCCCGUUUUGCACCUGAACCAUGAAAACGUCAAAAAAUCGCUGUCGUGCGUUAAUCUUUCAAGCCAUGACGGCUACACCAACAAUAUUGGAAUUGGCUAUUGCAAAUUGCAACAGCUUUCCUCUGUGAAAAAGGUACCGCAAGGAGCACUAACUACAUCUCCAAAAAGAGUUAUUGUACAAGCGUCAACGAGCGAACUUUUGCGAUGUUUGGGCGAGUUCCUGUGCUACCGAUGCUACCGUUUGAAGCAUCUCAGCCCGGCCGAUCCCGUGUUAUGGUUGCGGGCCGUGGAUCGGUCGCUGCUGCUGCAAGGAUGGCAAGAUCAGGCUUUUGUGACGCCCGCGAACGUUGUUUUUGUGUACAUGCUCUGUCGUGAUGUGGUGGAUGGCGAUUUGAUUUGUUCAGAGCACGAGUUGCAAGCAAUUCUGCUAACCUGUCUGUAUCUGUCCUAUUCCUACAUGGGCAACGAGAUCUCCUAUCCGCUCAAGCCGUUUCUGGUGGAAGCGGGGAAGGAGGCAUUUUGGGACCGCUGUUUGGCAAUCAUAGAUGUGACCAGCGCCAAAAUGCUCAAGAUAAACGCGGAUCCGCACUUUUUCACACAGGUUUUUGCAGAGCUGAAAAUUGAAGGAGGGUGUCUGCCGCAGGAUAUUGGUCGCAUUUUGGAACGAUAA